AUGAACUUUGCAUACACCAACCAAGCUAGAAGAUCGUCCAAAACGAAAAUCCCGAGUAGCGGGAAAUACGUUUCCUACAGAACCAAGGGCAACCCUCGACCUAUCGUUGGUCUGCUGGACCCUUCAUCUACGACCGUCACUCCGCUAAGAUUCCCCGAUAACUCCCCUGUUAGAUCAAUUCAUCAUCUCAUCGAAGAGUGGGACAAGGUCCAUGAGACGCUCAUACCAGGUACACCAGUGGAGAACGUUGUCGAUGUGGUCAUUCUUGCCCCACUCAGAGGAAGAGAUGUGAUCUGUGUAGGCAAGAACUACAAGGAACACGCUGAGGAAUUCCACAGCAGCGGCUAUGACAAGAGUGACACCAAAGCACAACCUGAUUUUCCAGUGAUCUUCACCAAACGAGCUUCAUCCAUCAUCGGUAACGGUUCUCACAUCUAUCCCCAUCCCAACAUCACUAAUUCAGUCGAUUACGAAGGAGAACUUGCGAUCAUUAUCGGUAGAGGUGGUAUUGGGAUCAAAAAGGAAGAUGCCUGGGCUCAUGUUUGGGGUGCAACCAUCGUGAAUGAUGUCACCGCCAGAGACAGACAAAGGGAUCACAAACAGUUCUAUAUCGGCAAAUCUCUGGACACAUUCUGUCCGAUGGGACCAUGGGCUGUACAUGCUUCCAAUCUCGACUUCAAGAACAUGCACCUGACCACUAAGCUCAACUGCAACGUGGUACAAUCCCAGAACACCUCGGAAUUGAUCUUUGACAUUCCUACCUUGAUCGAAACCAUAUCGAUGGGAACGACGCUUCAACCUGGGGAUGUCAUUGCUACGGGCACGCCAGCAGGUGUAUGCCUUUCAACGGGCGUGUUCUUGAAGGACGGUGAUGUGGUUGAGAUUGAGAUUACAGGUAUCGGAAAAUUGAGAAACAAGGUAGUAGAUAGAGGACGAGCACCUGAUUGUGCUCCGGUAAGACAGAGCUAG
This is a messenger RNA of Kwoniella botswanensis, 969 nucleotides long. RefSeq lists its product as uncharacterized. Gene Ontology annotation, molecular function: acetylpyruvate hydrolase activity. The transcript has 6 exons. The coding region runs from base 1 to 969 and encodes 322 amino acids. Lineage: Eukaryota; Fungi; Basidiomycota; Tremellomycetes; Tremellales; Cryptococcaceae. The record is from RefSeq and is a predicted model, not a curated record.